This is a messenger RNA of Aspergillus novofumigatus IBT 16806, 1316 nucleotides long. RefSeq names its product 3-dehydrosphinganine reductase (gene ksrA). The coding region runs from base 203 to 1207 and encodes 334 amino acids. Gene Ontology annotation, biological process: sphingolipid biosynthetic process. Gene Ontology annotation, molecular function: 3-dehydrosphinganine reductase activity. The record is from RefSeq and is a predicted model, not a curated record. The transcript has 3 exons. Gene Ontology annotation, cellular component: endoplasmic reticulum membrane. Lineage: Eukaryota; Fungi; Ascomycota; Eurotiomycetes; Eurotiales; Aspergillaceae.
GAAGCCGACAACCAUUUGGCAGGAGUCCAUCUAGAAUCAUUGGUUUUGUUUAUAGCCACUUGCUUCUUCUCUUCCCAAAUUUUUCUCACUUGUUUCUGUUCUCAUGUCUCAAAUUCAUUCGUUUAUACCCUCUAACGCAUCCUCCGCUACAUUGGGAAUUUCACUCAUUCUCUGCGGUCUUAUCGUAUAUAGCGUAUCCAAAAUGUUCGGCUUUCGAACAAAUCAUUUCCCUGUUGAGGGUCGGACUGUCGUUGUCACUGGGGGUUCCGAUGGAAUGGGCAAGGCUGUGGCGUGUCAGCUCGCUGAAAAAGGUGCCAACGUCGUUAUUGUGGCCCGCACCGUCCAAAAGCUCAGGGAAGCUCUGGAGGCCAUUAAGGGAACCGCCCAAGACGUCAAGAAACAAAGAUUCCACUAUAUCAGUGCCGACUUGACAGAUGCCGCAGAAUGCGAGCGUGUUAUUGCCGAGGUCACUGAGUGGAAUCAUGGUCUCGCUCCGGACGUCGUUUGGUGUUGCGCUGGCUACUGUGAGCCCGGUUUCUUCGUCGAAACCUCGGUCAACACGCUGCGAAACCAGAUGGACACCGUAUAUUGGACCGCUGCGAAUACAGCACAUGCCACUCUCAAGAGCUGGCUCACGCCCGUUCCUCCCAGCCAGCAGGUACCGUUGCCUCAGAGACAUCUUAUCUUCACCUGUUCCACUCUUGCUUUUGUCUCCAUUGCGGGAUACGCUCCCUAUUCUCCGGCCAAGGCCGCGAUUCGGUCUCUGGCCGAUACUUUGAGUCAAGAGAUUGAGGUGUACAACGGUGCUCGGGCAGCGAGCGCCAGAAAUGCAGCUCCACCGGCCGAUGUCAAGAUUCAUACUAUCUUUCCCAUGGGUAUUCUCAGCCCCGGUUUUGACAACGAGCAAGAACUCAAGCCUCAACUUACAAAGGAACUGGAAGCUGCCGACAAGCCACAGCGUCCGAUCGAAGUCGCCAAGGCAUCGAUUCAAGGUUUGGAGAAAGGCGACUAUUUGAUUACUACGAUGUUUGUCGGCCACAUGAUGAAAGCGAGCGCUCUUGGUGCCAGCCCUAGGAACUCGAUCAUUGGGGAUACUCUGACCAGCUGGCUCAGUAACCUGGUAUUCUUGCAGGUGAUUCCUGAUCUCCGAAAGAAGGCUUUCAAUUGGGGCUUGAAGAACGGCGUUCCAUCGUCUCAGUCGAAGUAGGAGUUUGGUAAAUCGUCAUGUUUCUAUUGUGCGGUGUAUUCUUAGAUACCCUCGAGCAUUUUGUUCUGUCUCUUAUCCUUAUUUGUGAUGGUCCUGUGCUUAAGCCUCA